GUUCAACCAAUUAACAGAAAUCUUUUCAUCCAAUUAGCUAAUUGUAGAUAACAAACAAUUAAACAAUCAACUCAACAAUUGUAUCAAGUGGUUGAUUAGACGAUGAGCUUAGUAAUCAAACAAUUGUCUUAAUCAAAUACAACACAUGUAAUGUUAUUGUAAAUUCUUGUAAUUUGUUGAUUAAUAGUUUGAAAGUUAAAUUGUUGGAGGAAUUGAAAAUCUUUCAAUUAAAUUAACUGAUUAACUGAAUUUAUAUUUCGCUCCUUUUGAAAUUUACUCACGUGACACUUUUUGUUUUGUUUUGAUUGAAACAAAUUGACUCAAGGUUUUGAUGUUUCACUUAACAAUUAAAGGGACAAUUAGAUUGUUUUGAUGAUUGUUAAUUGUGUUUCUACUAUUAAAGUCUAUUAGUUUGUGUAAUCAAUGAUGAUUAGGUUGUGGUUAAAAGAUGAACUAGUUGUGUUAAAAAAGUUGCUUCUAAUUAUGUGAAUGUACAAAAGUGAAUACAAUGUUUGCUCAACUGAUCGACUUAUUGACAAACCAUGAUUGUGUUUUAUUUUCUGGAUUUUACUUAAUUCUAAUUCUUAAUUCAAUCUCAUUUUUCUCAUUCUCAACUACACUGGUUAUCUUAAUUGCUGGUCUUGUCUUCUAUGCUUCAAAAUUAAUCAUCUGGAUCUCAAAUUUAACAUCUAAACAGCCAAUUGUACCAUAUGAUUGGUUAGAUGAACUUGCUCACCAUAAAGUAAUCACCCUGGUCAAUGAAAAGCUUGACCUUUCCAAUAUAACUCAUUGUGGUCAAGAAAUCUCACUGGAAAAUGAAACCUUUCGGAUUAGUGAAAAUAUAUGUAAAGAUUAUAUUGUCCCUUGGUGUACAACCAUUAGUCCCGAUUCAGCUUUUCCAGCUGAUGCUGAACGGGCAAUCUUUGAAUUAAUACAUACUAUUCUUAGGAAAUUAUCGUCCACCGAUGUGAUUGAAUUUAGUAAAGAUAUACUUGAUUGGUUCGAGCUAAUUUGUUCACCUUCAAAUCGAGAUAAAAUAAACCUUAAUGAUGAAGAGAUGAAUAUUUUCCUGGAAACGUGUACAGAGAAGGUUUUGAAAUCUUGUUCAGCCUCUACUCUUUCAUUAACCGAGAUCAAAGAUAAAUUAUAUGGCAAUGAAUUCAAUGAUCCACUAAUCCUGAUGAUUAAAGAAUUGCUUGCUAAAGCUGCUAUAAUACCGAUUGUUGACCUAAUCUCCGAUCCAGAGUUUCUUACUUCAUGUGUCGCCAGAUUAUUUGGUAUUAAAAUACGAGAUGAUGCUUUAUAUGAGCUCGAUGGGAUUCAAGAUUUUCUUCAAAAUAAUCCAGAUCCAUUUCCAAAUUUAUUAUUGAAAAAUCUACCCGAUGGAACUGUGAGAAGUAUCAGUGUCGAUGGAAACAUAACCAACAUAUCAGAACUGAGUCAAAUUAAUUCCGAGGCAAAUGAUAAAAAAUUCAAAUUACACAAACGAAGUCUCUCCCAACCAGGUAACAUGGGUCAACCCAAAAAACUCUCAACCGCAGAUUUAAUGGCAAACAAUCAACAGCGUUUAAUGGAUUCGUUGUCAUGUGAAACGGGAAUAGAUUUAGACUCAUUGCCCAAUCCAAGUUCAAGAGUAUUUCGAAAUAUUCGUAUCAACAAAUGGGAACUGGUCAAAAAUUCAAGAGAAAUGUAUAUCGUUUAUAUCAUCAGUGUUGAUGCUCUUUUCGAAGAAGUUCACCCAGAGAAAAUGUUUCCUCCAUCUCCGGUGGAAAAUCUAACAUCAGCGACAGAGGAAGAAGAAACUCGAGAAGAAUGUGUCGCUUCAUCGUUAAUAUGGAAAAAUUUGACGAUUAAACAUCGAUUUCGUGAAUUUGUCGAUCUACAAACUAAACUGGAAAACAAUGCUCGCCUUCGAGGUACUUUAAGAGGGAUGCACAAAACUGUUAUCAAACCGUCCACUUUAAAAGUAACAAUGGCCAAUAUAAUGUCCUUCAACCCACUUCGUUCCAAUGUGUCUAAUAGAUCAGUUGUUGAACAUCGUCGUCGAUGUUUAGAAAAAUAUCUUAACGAGCUUUCCAAAUUCGAAAGAAUCUCCAGGUCAAGAGAAUUUCGCGAUUUUCUAGGCUACAGAGAGGAACGUUCCAGUUUCCUUCGAAGUCCAUCUCAAUCAAUUUUAGUUCCACUUGGAAUUGAUCGGGUUUAUCGAAAUGUUCGUGAUGCAAUAACCUUCCUAAAACCUUCCAAUCCAACCGAGGGAACUUUUGCUCCAGGUCCAUCCUUGGUAAUCUCCGAUUCACCGUUAACGUGCCUUAAAUUGACCAAAUUGUCACACACCAAACAAUCAAAAAUCUUAAAGACAAUCAGUGAACCUCGUUUCAUAUCCAAUUUAAUUCAAUCAAAUGAAUCCAAUCGUAAAGAAAUCGCUUCGGGUGAAACAUCACCAGAAAUUUGUUUCUUCCAUCUAAGUAAACGAUCUCAAGGAAGUGAUCGAUUUGAUGGAUCACCAGUUGAUUCUCAACGUAAACACAAACAAUCAGUGAAAAUACCACUAAUUGAUUCGUUAAUCAAUAUUAUCCAAUCAAUAAUUCCUGUAACAUCAACAUCAUGGGUUUCCCUAUCACUACUAACAACUAAAAUUUACCUUGGUGCAACUUUAGAAAGGAUAAUUGGUUCGUUAAUUAGUCGCAUUUGUUGUACUGAAACAUUUGUUUACCUUUUACACACUUUACAUGAAUCAAUAUGGGAAGAUGAAGAUAACGAGGAUUGGAUUAGAUAUGAAGUUCAAUCAACAUCCCAUUUAAUUUAUAAAUUAGUCAAAAUGUUACAUUGUAAACCAUUAAUUAAUCAUUUACCUUUACAAUUUGUUGAAAAAUCAGUCCAAUCAGUUUUCAACACCUUCCAAAGUAAGGAUCAUAACAAAAUGUUUAUUAUUUUAGUUCUUUCCUCUCUUCUAAAAAGAUCUCAAAUCUAAUCAAAUCACCAACAAUCUAAUUUAAUUAACAAUCAUUAUUUCAUCAAAAUGAUCAAAGAUUAUUAUCCAUAGUCACCAAUCGUCAUCAUCAUUACCAUAAUCAUCCCUAAUUAAUUUAAGAUCUGAUAAGUCAUUUUAAUUAAUCUCUACUCGGUGAAAUUGUUAACUAAAUAAGUAUUAUGAUGAUUAUUUUUACUAAUUAACUGUAAUUUAAUUAAUGAAUGAAUUCAAUCAAGUAUUAUAAAUACCGAGUAUUGUAAAAAAAACAACAACAAUUAACUUUCUCGAUUCCAACGAUCUUUUUAAAUUAAUAUCUUUUCUCACAAUUAAAAUCCAUUUGGAUGAAUGUAAAUCUCUUGCCAAGAUAAUUGUUUGUCCUUUUAAUUGUUAUCAUUAUUUUACAGAAUAACAAUCAAAUUAACAAUUAAGAAAAAGUUAUUCAAAACCAAUGAUGAUUUUGUUGAUUAAUGGACUUUACGUUUUGACGGAAAGAUGAACCAAGUUCACAAUUAAGUUAAUUGUCUGACGUAAUUAAUCAACUAAAACAAGAUAAUAACUAAAUCUCUCUGGUAAUUUAAUUUGAUUAAGAGAAAAUCAGGUUUUCUUGAUCAUAAUUUGCACACGAAAAUCAAUUUCUCAUAAAGACCAACCUCUUUUCCCUCCGGUGGGUUGUUGUUUCCACCCUGGAGAUUGUAUUAACAAUCAACGUUUAAUCACUUCCAUCAAUCAACUAUCCUAAAGAGAGUCUUCUUCAUAUUCAGUUGUUUAAUUAAUCUAAUUUGAUUGUCAUUUGAUGAUCAGAACAGAAGUGAUUAACAACAACGUUUUAAUUACUUCGUGUCUCUUUUUGCUGGUUUCAUUGUUUUCUCCUCGUUUUUUUGUUUACUUGUGAACUUUUUGGAUUAAAUUAGUUUAACAAUCAACAUGGAAUCUAAAAUGUCAUCGAGUCGAUCUUAUCCUAUGGAGACAUAUGAUUG
Messenger RNA from Panonychus citri (citrus red mite), 3948 nucleotides. RefSeq lists its product as uncharacterized. NCBI's taxonomy places the organism in Eukaryota, Metazoa, Arthropoda, Arachnida, Trombidiformes, Tetranychidae. The record is from RefSeq and is a predicted model, not a curated record. Gene Ontology annotation, molecular function: phosphatidylinositol binding. Gene Ontology annotation, cellular component: intracellular membrane-bounded organelle. Bases 509 to 2971 code for a protein of 820 amino acids. The transcript is spliced from 4 exons.